Nelumbo nucifera (sacred lotus) is the source of this 456-nucleotide messenger RNA. Lineage: Eukaryota; Viridiplantae; Streptophyta; Magnoliopsida; Proteales; Nelumbonaceae. The record is from RefSeq and is a predicted model, not a curated record.
AUGGGUAUCUUUGUCUCUCAAAGGAAAUACACCAUUGAUCUAUUACGGGAUACAGGUAAAUUAGGUGUAAGGCCGGCAGAUACUCCUAUGGAUGUGGACCACAAGCUAGGUGACUGUAUUGGUGAACCUCUGAAAGAUGUGAAGCAGUUCCAAAAGUUAGUGGGAAAGCUGAUUUAUCUAUCCAUGACCCGUCCAGAUAUUGCCUAUUCAGUUGGGGUUCUUAUCCAGUUUAUGCACUCUCCUAAGAAGCCACACAUGGAGGCAGUAGAGAGGGUCCUUAGAUACUUGAAGAAACAUCCAGGAACAUGCCUACUGUUCAGUAAACACAAUCACCUAAAGGUGGAAGUCUUUACAAAUGCUGAUUGGGYAGGAGYUGUGGAUGAUAGAAAGUCCACUAGUGGGUAUUGCACAUAUGUGGGAGGGAAUCUGGAUAUGUCACCAGGGGCAUACUUGUAA